UACAGGUGCUGGAUAUUUAAGAGGUGUUAUGGAGUGCUGGGGUGGGAGAAGAGCACAACACAUGCGGUGUGAAGGGCUACAUGUCAGCAGUGUGGUGGUGCUCGUGGCGCUUGGGACAAUGGCUUACUACAUCACUAGUCACCUGCCUACACCCCUGACCUGGUUCACACCCUCAUGUACACUAGAAUGUGUGGAGACGUACUUCGCUGGCAAGAACAGCUUGGGGAAUCCUGCUCUGAUACCAGUGUUGAGGGACAAGUACCUUCACCCUCCCCCGGCCACUCCUAACACUGAGGGGUUCGACAUCUACCGUCCUCCAUGGAGAGAACUUCUGAACUGGUACAAAGUCCAAGAAACCCUCAAAGAACUGUGGGAAGACCAGGGUCCAGGGGUGUUCGUGGAGGUCGGCAGUGGAUGUAAUCUUGAGCUGGACAGGGUUCCUGAUCGGGCAGAUCGUCGUUCUACCAGCAUUCUAACAGACUGCGCGGCAAUGCUUGGACCUCCCCCACCUGCGUCUACCCCAACACUACCUNCCCAGUGCGGUAUGUCAUAUACACUAUGGAUGAGGGAUCUCAUAGAAGACCUUCCCCAGGAGCUACAGGGUCUCGUCAUGGCCAGAAGUAAAUUAUCUCACGAAACAACAUUAAUGGACAUGCAGCAGGGCAAGUUGACGUACGUGACGUGUGUCCCACUCUCCAGACUGCUGUUAGCUGCUAAUAUGACCCAGAUCGACCUCCUCACCAUCGCCACAGGGACAGAAGCUGAUCAACUGAAAAUCAGAGACGUCAUCUUCAACUCUAAGACAUUCACCGUCAAAACGCUGCUAAUCCAGUACCCGAGAUCGUACUUGUUGGAUCACCCGUACCCUAUUAUCCGUGGCUACAUACACGACACUGUGCGGUCACAGCUGCUGGUGAGGCUCUACUGGCGCCUCUCAGACUGCCGACUGCUGCAGAAGGGCUCCUGUUGGAGGAGCAAGCACUACGACCUGGUCGACUCCUGCUUGAUGUACCGCUGCAUGGGAUUUGCUACUGUCUGGACCUUUGAUAUGGAGUCAUUGCAGACGAAUAAUACUCAAACUCAAGCACCCGUAACUGAAUAAAAAUAUGUGCUCUUCGAAUUUUAUUUGAGAGGGAAUUUCGAAUCUGCAUCUGGUCCCGCCUCCAUGACUGCUGUGAUUCCUAUUACCAAUUACUGGCUUCUUGGGCCUUAUCAUAAAUCCAUAGUCAAUCAGUUAAUCCUAUUUUUUAAGAUUGUAUUAAGUUUGCUUCUUUAUUAGUCAUUCCACUUUUCAUCCAUCCUAAGAAUAAACAAAUACAUCCUAACAUUUCUGUGGAAAAUUGCAUUUAUCUGAAUGUAACUAAUUAUGUACAUAACAGUAAAUGAUAAAGAUAAUUAUUAUAUAUCAGUUACAUAGACAAGUAGGAAUUUGGGACACCUAGGUCGCAAAAAAUGUCCCCCUUCGAUACCUACCACUGUCAUAACUACAUGUUGCUCUGGACCUAUUAAUUAAAUGAAAUAUACAUACACCAGGAAUACUGGUAAAUAUAUAAAUUUGUGGACUGUAUAUUAAAAAUAAAUGGUUAUAUAUAUAUACACAAUUACAUAACAGAAGGAAAAUAUAUCUUAAUAUCACUCACCAAUUUGACUGGAGAUUAAUGUGUAUCAUACUCAGAAAACCUCACUCUAACUAAAUCUAUGAAAAUAAUGCUGGCCAGAAUUACACACAACUCUAGAGAGCUUAUCUGAGGUUCCUGGAGCUGUCUUGUCCAGUCGUCUGAUAUCUCACGUUAUGCAGGAAUGCACAUCCACCAAUUUCGCCUCCUAUUUGAGAGGUGUCAACACAAUUUUAACCUCUAGAGCACGAAAAAUUCUUCCCAUUACACCACCGUUUGUACAAAAUUCAAAACCAAGAUGGCGAGUCUCCUGCCCAGACGCAGGCUUUCCGUUUUCUAUGACAAAUAUUAUUAAAUACAGUAUAGGCCAUCUAUUUACAUAUAAAUACUGAAUUUCUGGAAAAUAUAUACAGUAUUUUCCACAAUUUCAAUGAUUUCUGUGUCUCAAGUUUUAACCUGUGUUCAGUUUUUCCAUUUGUCUAUAUAUAUAUUUAUCCUAUUAAUUUCUCAUGUAAUUAUUUGUCAUUAUCAUAUCCAUUUUUCCGCCGACGUCGUCAGGUUCAGUUUUGUCAAUUUCUUCUAACAGCAAUUUUUUUUGUGUGUGUGUGUACACAAAGUGGAAAUUAGCCACAAUAAUAUUGUGGAAAAUUUUGAUAAUUUUCCUAUUGUUUAUAGAUAAUAAUUGAUAGAGAUAAUAAUGUUGUGUAACGUUGAUGUGACUUUUGAAAGGCAGUAAGUUAAUUAAGUGGAAUUAUUGUAAUAUUAAA
This is a messenger RNA of Cherax quadricarinatus, 2383 nucleotides long. The record is from RefSeq and is a predicted model, not a curated record. NCBI's taxonomy places the organism in Eukaryota, Metazoa, Arthropoda, Malacostraca, Decapoda, Parastacidae.